AUGGUGUCGCUGGCAGAGGUGCUGCGGUGCCUGGAGCGUGCCCUGAGCGAGGAGCAGGCCUGGGCCCUCUGCUUCCAGUGCUGCUCGAGAAUGCGGCAGCUGGCCCGUGGGCUGCACCCCGUGCUCCAUGCUGUGCUCAUCAAGGGUCCUGGGAGCAUCUUCAUCCAUGCCGAUGGUGCCGUUUCCUUCAAGGUCCAUCAGAAGAGCACAGAUGUUGGCAAUGCUCAACAGUUAGAGGAGAAGCUGCUGGAGUACUUGGGAGUGGUGAUCUAUGAAGCCCUGGACUGGGGAAUUGACAGCCAGGUGGAGCGAGAACUGAGCGAGCCCCUGGAGAAGCUGCUGCGCCUCAUGCUGAAGCUGGACAACGAGGCGAUGAAACUGGUGGUCACCCUGCAGGAUGUUAUCAAGAUCUGUGAGGAUCGCUUGCCCAGGCCUUCUGAGGCUGCCAGCCAUUACAAGGGGACCUGCAGGAGUCUUUUUACUGAUUAUAUGGAACUUCAGAAGCUUCUGUCUAUCAUCCAGACCUCAAGAGAGACAGUGCUGUGGCCUGCCGUCAUCCGUGAGCUGCAGAGCGGUGUGAAGCUGCGCAAAGUGCCCGGGACACCUCAGCAUCAUGCCCCUCCACAGAAGUGUGCCCGCUCCCCCUACGAGAUGUUGGCGGAUGAUAUUCAGCAGAAGAGGUACACCCUUCGGAAGGUGAUCAUUGAGGAAAAACGCAAGGGCGCCAGAGUUGGUGCAGCUUCUCCUAUGCCUCACUUAAAACCAGUGCUGGAGAGGAAGCCGAAAAAGCACCUGCCGCAGGAGCCCAGCUGGCACGAACAUCUCAUGGCAGAAAUAAAACAACUGCAGAGGCUUCAGCCAUCGGCAUCAAAAGAAGAUGGAAGCAGGCCCAAAGGUGUCUCUGCAAACUGUACAUGUGCUCCCAUAAGUGGACCCAUCCUAGGAGACAUUAAACCUGUCCAUUCCCUGAGCUCCAGCCAACAGGAGCUGCGUCCAUACAGAAGAAGGUCUAGAUCUUUAGAGAGUGCCCUUCAAAGCAAGGAGCUUAUCUGUUUCAGCUGCCGUAAGCAGAUGUUCCUGAAGUGGCCUUACAGCUGUUAUCUCUGCAGCAGUGUUGUCUGCUGUGACUGCUGCAUCAAGAUGUCCAUGCCCUUCAGAAUGUGUGUACAUCUUCCACUGGGCUUCUUAAAACUUCUGAGACUCUCCAAAGAGGAGGAUCCAUCUACUCAGGAGCAGAAGAACUCAGACUUGCUGCAUGAACUGGAGCACUGGAAGUGUUCUAGUGUGCCUGUCACAUUGGAGCCCCACUGCCUAGCGCAGCCCCUGUGCCGUUGCACACGGACUAUGACAGACUGGCUGUCGGUAGACAUCUGUACUCAGUGUGAGCAGUAUCUGCUGAAUGUGGCUUCUGCUCAGCAGCACAGCAUCUCUCUUGGGAGAAUGUCCAGGUCUUGGACCAAAGUGGAAUGA
Tinamus guttatus (white-throated tinamou) is the source of this 1470-nucleotide messenger RNA. The record is from RefSeq and is a predicted model, not a curated record. Lineage: Eukaryota; Metazoa; Chordata; Aves; Tinamiformes; Tinamidae.